Messenger RNA from Mucor velutinosus, 360 nucleotides. RefSeq lists its product as uncharacterized. The coding region runs from base 1 to 360 and encodes 119 amino acids. Lineage: Eukaryota; Fungi; Mucoromycota; Mucoromycetes; Mucorales; Mucoraceae. The record is from RefSeq and is a predicted model, not a curated record. The transcript has a single exon.
AUGAGAGACACCGCUUCACAUAUUCCCAAAUUACCCAACAUCAACUUUGAGAAUGAUUCAAGGCUAUCAUUGGACGACAGCAGCACUGUACUCUCAUCCAGCCAUAUAUCCAAUGCAAGCACCAUCAACACACAGCAACCCACUCGUCUGGAACGACUACUUCGCACUGGCAGCUUAUCAGAUUCUGGCUACCUUUCAGAGAAGAAAAAGGAAGAGAAAAUAUACACUGAUAGCGAAGAAUACACAUUGACAGAACAGUAUGAAGGGCAGCAGAUGGAAGAAGAUCCCUAUCGAUGGGUCAUUCUUGUGGGUGGAUUUCUUGCACAAGCCAUCAGCAUGUGUACAUUAUCAAGCUGGUAA